Pseudocercospora fijiensis CIRAD86 is the source of this 1801-nucleotide messenger RNA. RefSeq lists its product as uncharacterized. The transcript has a single exon. Bases 1 to 1560 code for a protein of 519 amino acids. Gene Ontology annotation, biological process: post-transcriptional regulation of gene expression. Gene Ontology annotation, molecular function: mRNA binding. NCBI's taxonomy places the organism in Eukaryota, Fungi, Ascomycota, Dothideomycetes, Mycosphaerellales, Mycosphaerellaceae. Gene Ontology annotation, cellular component: cytoplasm. The record is from RefSeq and is a predicted model, not a curated record.
AUGAACCUCGGCGGUGCCAACGGCUUCAAUGCUCACGCUCAAGGCCAUGGUCAAGGUCAGUGGCCAUCUCAGGUCGGCGGUCCAUUCGCUCAAGCCGGCUAUAGUGGUUUUCAGCAGCAGCAUCAACAGUUCUCUCAGAAUGGCCAGGCUGGACCAGGUGCUGGUCGAUACGAUGGUCAGCGUGUCAGCGCACAGCAGCGUCGCCAGGCUGCCGAGGAUGCUCAAGCCAAGUUCAACUCGAUCAAGGUUGAGCAGCUCGUUGGCGAGAUCUACGGCUUGUGCAAGGACCAGCAUGGUUGCCGCUUUUUGCAGCGCAAGCUUGAGGAGCGCAACGAGCAGACUGUCAAGACUAUCUUCGAGGAGGUCAAGGACCACAUGAUUGAGCUCAUGGUCGACCCAUUCGGCAACUAUCUCUGCCAGAAGCUUCUCGAGAGCGUCAACGAUGAGCAGCGCACUGCCUUGAUCGUCAACGCCGCUCCUGCCAUGAACAAGAUUGCACUCAACCAACACGGCACUCGCGCCCUCCAGAAGAUGAUUGAGUACAUUACUACUCCAGAGCAGACCCAGGAGAUCAUCAAGGCUCUCCGCAACGAUGUCGUGCUGCUGAUCCAGGACCUCAACGGCAACCACGUCAUCCAGAAGUGCCUCAACCACCUUUCCUCCAUCGAUGCCACCUUCAUCUUCGAGGCUGUCGGCAACAACUGCAUCACCGUCGGCACUCACCGUCACGGCUGCUGCGUCCUCCAACGCUGCAUCGAUCACGCCGAUGGUUUGCAGAAGGGCGAGAUGGUUGAUCACGUCAUCGCCAACGCUUACUCUCUGGUUCAGGAUCCCUUUGGCAACUACGUCGUGCAGUACAUUCUCGAUCUGUCCGAGCCAUGCUUCACCGAGCCUCUCUGCCGCGCUUUCUAUGGCGAGAUCCCAGCUCUUUCACGACAGAAGUUCAGCUCCAACGUCAUCGAGAAGUGCAUCCGAUGCGCUAGCGUCGAGACUCGGCGCGAGAUUGUCCGCGAGAUCAUGCCACCGCAGACACUUGAGAAGCUUCUUCGCGACGGCUUCGCCAACUACGUCGUGCAGACUGCUAUGGACUUCGCCGAUGACGAGCUCAAGGCUCUCAUGUUCGAGAACGUCCGCUCUAUCCUUCCAGGCAUCCGCAACACUCCUCACGGUCGCCGCAUCCAGAGCAAGCUCGCGGAAUACGACAACCGCAACGUCACUCAGGGUACCUCCAUCCUCUCUCCAAUGGAGUCGGCCGGCAAUCCACCAGGUGCGCCAUUCUCUGCACCACCACUUCAGACUCCUUCUCGUGCCAACCGCCACGGCAUGGUUGGCGCCCCUACCCAGUGGGCAUCCAACGGUAAUGGCUUUGGUACCGGCGCCUUCGAUGCUCCAGGCUAUGGCGGCAACAUUUACGGCGGCGACAGCAUCACCUCCCCAUCUCCACAGCGUGGCAACCAGAACUCAUUCAUGUUCAAUGGUGCUCAGCAACCAUACCACAACGGUUAUGGCGCUCCUGGCUUCUCUGGUCCUGGCGCUCAGGCGUAUGGCGGUCACUUUUGAGCAAUCGUCUACGUCUAUCUGCAUUCGACUUUCGCCUCUGCUGUAACAGUAUCUCGGCUCGCCUCUGGCGUUUGGCAGUUGUUACUUCGACUGUUCACAGCAUCACGGCGCUCAGUCUCUCUUCAGUAUGAGCUACGACACUCCUGACACGGCCGAACUGUAUUUUGACGCGAAUAGACGCGUGGCACUUUACUUCGACAGAUCUGGCAUACCCGGCGCGGCAGCCAGUGUACUUGCAGAC